This is a messenger RNA of Apis florea (little honeybee), 2569 nucleotides long. RefSeq names its product U4/U6.U5 tri-snRNP-associated protein 1. NCBI's taxonomy places the organism in Eukaryota, Metazoa, Arthropoda, Insecta, Hymenoptera, Apidae. The record is from RefSeq and is a predicted model, not a curated record. Gene Ontology annotation, biological process: maturation of 5S rRNA; mRNA cis splicing, via spliceosome. Gene Ontology annotation, cellular component: U4/U6 x U5 tri-snRNP complex.
GUAUCAUAUUUCAUAUACUAUUGUCAUUUGAAGUACGCAUCGAAAAAUGGUGGAUGAUAGUAGGAAUCGACAAUUUAGUAUUGAAUAUCUUAAAUUUAAAGAGUUUUAAGUGAAACAAUAUAUUAUACAUUUUACUUGUAACUCAAAACAUUGAGAAUGGGUUCAAAUAAACGACAUAAGACCGAGAAGAGCCGGGAUACUAAGAAGAAGCGUCAUCGUAGCCGUUCACGAAGUUAUACGCCUGAACGUGAGAAAUCGGAAAAACAUAGGCAUCACAAAAAGCAUAGAAGGAAAGAACGCAAGGAUUAUGACAGCGAUGUUGAAAUAGUUAAUGCACCUCCUCCACCAAAAAUCUCUAAGUCUUCACAUCCGUCAACACCUCCACCUCCUGAAAUUUCUAAGCAGCAUAGUCCUUCGCCAAGUAAAGGUGGAACACAAACUUCCUUAUCUAUUGAAGAAACUAAUAAAUUAAGAGCAAAAUUAGGCUUAAAGCCAUUAGAAAUUGAUAAUGCUCCAAAAGAUGAUCCUAACAAAAUUAAAGAUGAUUUGGGAGAAUUUUAUCAUAAACCUGCUCCUGAUGUUAAUGAAAAAUUAAAAACUCAGAAAUUAAAGGAAAAAAUUGGUACUCAAAAACAAAAGAGAUUAAUUGAGGCUAAUUUAGCAAAAGUAAAAAGUUUAGGUGAAUGUGAUUCUGAUGAUGAUACUAAAAAUUGGGUUGAUAAAAGCAGACGUUUAGAGGAAGAGAAGAAAAAAGCAGAAGAAAGGGCAAAAAUGUUAGAUCAAUUAGAUGAGGAAUUUGGAAUUGGAAAUUUGGUUAAAGAAGAAAUUCAUGCUGCACGUAAUUUGGCUUAUACUGAAAAUUUAAAAGGCCUCAAAGUAGAACAUAAUAUUGAUAAAUUUGAAGAAGGCAAAACAGUCAUCUUAACAUUAAAAGAUCAAGAAGUAUUACAAGAAGGAGAAGAUGUACUCGUUAACGUAAAUAUAACGGACGAGGAACGUUAUCAACGCAAUAUUUUAAAUAGAUCUAAAAAGCCCGGUUAUGAUGCAUACGAUGACGAUAAUUUUGAUGAGUUUGGUUUUCCAAAAAAAACAAUUUUGGAAAAAUAUGAUGAAGAAAUUGAAGGAGAAAAAAAGGAAACUUUCACACUUGGAAUUAAUAAUAUUAAAGAUGUUAAGCAAAAUAAACUCGAUUAUGUUAAGCAACGUUUAGCGAAUAAGCGGAUAGAAUCAUUACAUUUAGCAGAACCAAAAUUAGCUAGCGAAUAUUAUAAUGAAGAAGAACUUGCGAAAUUUAAAAAACCAAAGAAAAAGGUUCGAAAGAUUAGAAAAAAAUUAAAAGCUGAGGAUUUAAUUCCUGAAGAUAAUGAUUAUCUUCGGGAUCUUGGAAGUAGAAGAAGCAAACGAACAGAUGAUGUAAAAGAUAAUGAUACUUUAGAUAUAGAUGAUUUAGAGGCUCCUACUGAAGAUCUUACUGGAAUCAAAUUGGAAGAAGAUGAUAAGGAAUUGGAAUUACAAUUAGCAUUGAAAAAAGCUCAACGAUUAAAAGAAUGGCAAUCGUCAAGUAUCGAAAAAGUUACAGAAACUAUAAAACAAGAACCUGCAAGUUCAGAAGAAAAUCAAUCUGGAAAUAUUGUUCUUAAUGCUACUGCAGAAUUUUGUAGAACAUUAGGAGAUAUUCCUACUUAUGGUCUUGCUGGAAACAGAGAAGAGAAUGGUCAGGAAUUGAUGGACUUUGAAAUGGAUGGUGUUAAAGAAGAACCACCCGUGAACGAGGAAGAAGAUGAUGGUCGCGGUGCUUGGAAUACCGUACAUUUAGAUGAAAGCACAUCAGAACCUAUAGCUAUGGAAGCUGCGAUUUUAGACGCAGAGCCUUCGCUUGGACAUGGCGUUGGUGGAGCAUUGAAACUAGCUAUGAGCAAAGGUUAUUUGCAAAAAGAGGACAGCAGUAGACCAUCUGCAUCUCGUUUUGCACAUUUACAAGCUCAGAAUUAUUCGAUAGAAGACAAAACUUAUGGAGAUGAUGAUAAAUUUGGAAGAAGAGAUCGUUUUAAUGGUCCAACAUCAGAAUUUAAAGAAAAAGAAGGUUUCAAACCAAAUGUUAAAUUGGAAUAUAUCGAUGAUGACGGCCACGUUUUAAGUGCAAAGGAAGCUUUUCGAUAUCUUUCACAUAAAUUCCAUGGAAAAGGACCAGGAAAAAACAAGGUCGAGAAACGAAUGAAAAAAGCAGAACAAGAAGUUUUAAUGAAGCGAAUGUCUUCUACAGAUACACCUCUAGGAACACUUAAUUUAUUACAAGCAAAGCAGAAAGAAACUCAAUCUCCAUAUAUAGUACUCAGUGGAAGCAAACAAAUGCAAACGACUAGUAUAUCAAAGUCAAAACAUUAAGUCAAAAAGCUUAUUUCAAUGAAAGUUGUAUAUAACAUAGAAGCAAAAGAAAUGUCUUAUCGGUAUACUUUUUCAAACAAAUCAAUAGAUUAAUCGUCGUAAAAUGAAUAAUAUUGCACAUUUUUUCCUUUGAUUUGUUAAUCUACUUAUAUAAUAAUAAAACAAUAUUUGUGAGUUUAUAAAG